Molecule: messenger RNA, 343 nt
Organism: Candoia aspera
Lineage: Eukaryota; Metazoa; Chordata; Lepidosauria; Squamata; Candoiidae
Gene: PTH
Product: parathyroid hormone
Exons: 2
Coding region: 1-339 (112 amino acids)
Biological process (GO): intracellular calcium ion homeostasis; cell-cell signaling
Cellular component (GO): extracellular region
Molecular function (GO): parathyroid hormone receptor binding; hormone activity
Source: RefSeq, a predicted model, not a curated record
AUGACUUCAGCCAGGGAAAUGACUAAAUCUGCAUUCAUUUUAUAUGCGAUCUGUUUCUUCAUAAAUUCUGAUGGAAAAGCUGUGAUGAAGAGGUCUGUAAGUGAAGUGCAGAUUAUGCAUGACUUGGGGGAACAUCUACAUUCUGCAGACAGGCAAAACUGGCUCCUUGAGAAACUGCAAACUGUGCAUCAUGAACCUGAGGCUGUUGAAGAAACUAAGCCCCGUGAAGUAAGGAGUUGGAGACUGCGCCCUGAUCAUGGGAAGCCAAAGAUGCAGAAGAAACCAAAGGAUUGGAACAAAGGUUAUAAAGAUAUCACCUUCAAAACCAAACCACAGUGAAAGU